Molecule: messenger RNA, 1703 nt
Organism: Apaloderma vittatum (bar-tailed trogon)
Lineage: Eukaryota; Metazoa; Chordata; Aves; Trogoniformes; Trogonidae
Gene: DCT
Product: dopachrome tautomerase
Exons: 7
Biological process (GO): ventricular zone neuroblast division; positive regulation of neuroblast proliferation; developmental pigmentation
Cellular component (GO): melanosome
Molecular function (GO): oxidoreductase activity; dopachrome isomerase activity
Source: RefSeq, a predicted model, not a curated record
GAAACUUUGCUGGUUAUAACUGUGGUGACUGCAAGUUUGGCUGGACUGGCCCCAACUGCAACGUGAGGAAGCCACCAGUUGUUAGAAAGGAUGUUCACUCCCUGACGGCAGAGGAGAGGAAGCAGUUCUUUGAUGCUCUAGACCGUGCAAAGACAACCAUUCACCCAGACUACGUAAUUGCAACUCAGCACUGGAGAAGUCUGCUUGGUCCCACUGGAGACAAACCACAAAUAGCCAACUGUAGUAUUUAUAACUAUUUUGUUUGGCUUCAUUACUACUCAGUCAGAGACACGCUAUUAGGACCUGGCCGCCCCUUCACAGGUAUCGAUUUCUCCCAUCAAGGACCUGCCUUUGUUACUUGGCAUAGGUACCAUUUGCUGUUGCUGGAGAGAGACCUGCAGCGACUGACGGGCAAUGACUCCUUCGCGCUGCCCUACUGGAACUUUGCCACGGGUAGGAACGAGUGUGAUGUCUGCACGGACCAGCUCUUUGGAGCAUCGUGGCCGAAUGACCCAGGGCUGAUCAGCCCAAGCUCCAGGUUCUCCCGGUGGCAAAUAGUUUGUAACAGCUUGGAUGACUACAACCGCCUGGUCACACUGUGCAAUGGGAGUAACGAAGGGCCGCUGCGACGGAGGCCGCCUGAGGGCUCUGGCGAGCAGCUGCCCACCGUGGAGGACGUCAGGAGGUGCCUUUCCCUGCAGGAGUUCGACAGCCCUCCCUUUUUCCGCAAUUCCAGCUUCAGUUUCAGGAAUGCACUGGAGGGCUUCAAUAAACCUGGUGGAGCCCUUAGCUCGCCGAUGCUGAGCCUUCACAACUUGGCUCACUCAUUCCUGAACGGGACCAGCGUUCUCCCUCAUGCAGCUGCCAACGAUCCCAUCUUUGUGGUUCUUCACUCCUUCACUGAUGCCAUCUUUGACGAGUGGAUGAAGCGGUUUAACCCCCCUGACAAUGCCUGGCCUGAGGAGCUGGCCCCCAUCGGUCACAACAGGCUGUAUAACAUGGUCCCCUUUUUUCCUCCUGUGACCAACGAUGAGCUCUUCCAAACCGCGGAGCAGCUCGGCUACACCUACGCCAUUGACCUGCCAGGUUCCCUUGGAGAAAACCAAGCGUGGGCUGUCAUGGUUGGAUCCACAAUUGGAGGAGCACUUGUAGCUCUGGCCACGCUUGUUCUGCUGCUUGUACUUUUCCAGCACCGAAGGCAGAGAAGAGGUUUUGAGCCACUGAUGAACGUGAGCUUCAGCCCAAAAAAGUAUAUGCAAGAGGCCUAGUGCCCUUGCUUUGUUUCUAUGCUUGUUCUUGUAGGAAGUGACCUUGAUUGCCUUAUUGAGAUCUUAGCUGCCAAUUUAUCACACACUCCUUCGGCAGCUGACUACCAUGUUCUCAUUCAGGUUUCCCUGUUAUCUUGUGAAUUGUAGUACAUGAAGUCUCUGGGUACAUAUGUGCAAGGCCCAAGGUGGGCCAGAUUUUUCUCAUUACCAAACAGUGUCUGGAACUUGUGACAUUUGUAAGUCAUCCUCUAUAGAUUUAGAUCGACAAAACUAACAAUCUAAAUAGAAGAAAACCAAUGUGAAUAACAAAGGUAAUUUUUCACCUCUGUGUGGUUUUGAUUUCAUUUAGCAGCUCAGAGAUAUGCUCAAAGUUAUUAACUUUACAUAUAUAUUUGACUAACAUUUUACAGUUAUCAAUAAAUACUCUGAAUAAUG